AAUGUCAUUUUUUCUUCUCUCGUUUUCGCGUUUGGCGACGCGGCUUCGGCUUUAGUAAUUUAUAAAUAUCUCAAAAACAUUUAGUUUUAUGUACAAAGAACCAUCAGUCUCAAGACUAUGGAUACACCAACUACUGGGACUAGUUCGCCUGGUCUCAUAGGUACAGCGCCGCUUAUCCCUCCGCCAAUGCUUGGAGGUUUACCACCAACUAUGCCACCCUCAGUGGCUAUGCCGCCUGUACCCGGUCUACCACCAAACAUGGCAGCAAUUCCACCCCCAAUGGGUUUCCCGCCUAUGAUUCCACCAUUUUCUAUGCCCCCACCAGGUUUUCCAACAUUCAAACCACCUGACUUCACGCCAGAUCUGAAUGCUCCAGCCCCAGAUGUAGCACCAAUAGCCAAUCAAAGCAGUCCAUGGUCAGAACAUAAAGCACCAGAUGGUCGUACUUACUAUUAUAACUCUGUAACUAAACAAAGCCUAUGGGAAAAACCAGAUGACCUUAAGACUCCUGCAGAAAAACUGCUGUCGUCUUGUGUUUGGAAAGAGUAUACCACAGAUGCAGGCAGAGUAUACUAUCACAACAUAGAGACAAAGGAAUCUAGUUGGGUGGUGCCUAAAGAACUUCAAGAAAUUAAAGAUAAAAUAGCUGCUGAAGAAGCUGCUCAAGCUGCUUUAAGUGCCGAUAUUACCCCUGGUGACGUGCCACUCCCAGGAUCCCCAUCCAUUCCAGGAACCGGUGGCAGCUCUGCUCUUGAUGAAGCUAUGGCUAAGACUCUAGCAGCAAUCGAUCCAUCUCUUGCUAACUCAAUUCCUAUUCCUGAAGAAAUCAAACCUGAAGAGAUCAUAGCACCGCCUCAAACAGGUAAUGACAGUGAAAAGGCACCUGAAACACAAUACAAAGAUAAAAGAGAAGCCAUAGAAGCAUUCAAGGAACUUUUGCGGGAUAGGAAUGUCCCAUCAAACGCAACAUGGGAGCAAUGCGUUAAAAUUAUAUCAAAAGAUCCUCGUUAUCUUACAUUCAAAAAGCUCAAUGAGAAAAAACAGGCUUUCAACGCUUACAAAACUCAAAAACUAAAAGAUGAAAGAGAGGAGCAAAGAUUGAAAACAAAGAAGAAUCGUGAAAACCUGGAAGAAUUUUUGCUAAGCUGUGAACGUGUUACAUCCUUAACCAAAUACUACAAGUGUGAAGAAAUGUUUAGUAAUCUUGAGAUAUGGAAAUGCGUGCCUGAUUCCGACAGGAGGGACAUAUUUGAAGAUUGCAUAUUUACAAUAGCGAAACGCGAGAAAGAAGAAGCUAAAGCGCUGAAGAAACGCAACAUGAAAAUGUUAUCACAGGUCUUAGAAAACAUGAAUGAAAUAUCAUACAGCAGUACAUGGAGUGAAGCUCAAGUGUUACUUUUAGAAAACUCUUCAUUCAAAAACGACGUGAGUUUAUUAGGAAUGGAUAAAGAAGAUGCACUUAUUGUAUUCGAACAGCACAUUAGAAAUUUGGAAGCUGAAUAUUUACAGGAGAAAGAACAACUGAAAAAGCGGAAUAAGCGACAACAAAGGAAAAACAGAGACAACUUUCUGGCCCUCCUAGAAGGAUUACACGAAGAAGGGAAAUUAACAUCAAUGUCUCUAUGGGUAGAAUUAUAUCCAGUAAUUUCUGCAGACAUGCGAUUCUCAGCUAUGUUAGGGCAAAACGGUUCCACACCCCUGGAUCUCUUCAAAUUUUACGUGGAAAACUUGAAAGCGCGAUUCCAUGACGAAAAGAAAGUUAUCAAAGAGAUACUUAAAGAGAAAGAAUUUGAUGUGAAACCGGACACAACGUUUGAGGAGUUCGCCACUGUCGUAUGUGAAGAUAGCAAGUCCGCGUCUUUGGAUGCUGGAAACGUGAAACUCACAUAUAACUCGUUACUUGAAAAGGCUGAAGCAAGAAAUAAAGAGAAAAUAAAGGAAGAAUCUAAGGCACAGAAGAAAAUAGAAAGUGCUUUCAAAUGGGCGUUAACAGACGCUAACAUUGACCAUCAGCUGUCCUGGAGUGAAGCAAAAGAGAAAUUAGACCUCGCAGCACCUGAGUUUACAGCUGUUCCCAAUGAAGAAGAUCGAAUAAGGAUAUAUAAAGUAUGUAUUAUUAAUGACUUUUUUAUUAAAUUCAUUUAUUUAAUACUAGAUUUCCACCAGAGGCGUCUCCUGCUUUUUCUUGUAAUAUGUAUAAAUUUCUUCUUGUAUAAAUUUGACAACUUUCUUUUUAUUCAAAUAAAUAGUCCAUUAAUAUCUGAGAAAUAAUGUAGAAGUAACAGCAUGUAUGCAAUUAAUAAUUUCUGAGAUGCUGUGCUAUGAUUGUGGAACUGCUGUUAUUCGGCCUAAGACGCUACCUACAAAUUCAAGGCACUAAGUGAUGUCACACAAUGCAACGGUAGCGAAAUACAUAUGGGCUUCUGGGCAAUUUUUGUAAUAUCUUAUUUAUUUGUGCGUUUAUAGCUGUUAUAAUGAAAGUUGUAAAAUUUUAAGUAACUCAUUUAUUGCCAUAUGUAUAAUAUAAAAAAAAAUUGUAAGUUUUCAAAGUGUAAUAUUCUCUAAAUUAUUGUCAUAAAAUUUGUUUAUGUUAAAUAUUUAUACGUUUAAAUGGUUCAUAUUUUCUGAACAUGUAACAGAAUCCUGUAUUUUCACUUGUAGCACACAAGCCAAUUCACCAUAUCGCACUAUAUUAAAUCAGCGCGAGUCUCAUUUUCUUCUUUUUAAUUAAUGGCGUUGCCCUUGUGGAUUUCGCCGGA
This is a messenger RNA of Diatraea saccharalis (sugarcane borer), 2759 nucleotides long. Lineage: Eukaryota; Metazoa; Arthropoda; Insecta; Lepidoptera; Crambidae. The record is from the annotation of a GenBank genome assembly.